GUGACUGGCUGGCCGAGAGAGAAUCUCCAAAGUUUGACCGGCGUGUCGUUUAGUCGCGUUUCCUCCACAUUUUCACUGUUGAUCAAACAAAGUGCGCACCGAACCACGUGGACCAAGAAGUGACAGCCGGACACGCGCGAGGACACGCAGAGAGCUCCAACAGCAGAAGCCCCCAAAGAUCUGCUUUAAAGGACUCUGUGCUGGAUGAGUAACCCAGGAAACAAAAGAGUAAACUUACUACUGUAGCUCCACACUGACCCACGCUGUGAGCGUCCUCCAGCCCGCACACUUUCAGGAGAAAGAUGAUGCACUGAAGCUUUCGGAUCCGCCGCCCUUCUUCUUUCUGGGUUUUUGUUUGGAUCCCACUAACAACACAUGAGUUGGAUUGACCGGACGCGCGGGUGCCAUACAGUAAAUCCUCGGGGAUUAAAAUAAAUCGUGCAAUGGAUAAUUUCUUCACGGAGGGCGACCGGGUGUGGUUACGGGAGGAUGAGCAGUUCCUUCCCAGCACCGUGUCCUCUUGCUCCGGAGGUGUUGUUGUCUUUGCCACUGACUAUGGCCAGGUGUACACCUACAAGCAGAAUACGCUCACCAGGCAGAAAGUGCAACCCAUGCACCGUAGCAGCAUCAGAGGGGUGGAGGACAUGGCGAGCCUUGAGGACCUUCACGAGGGCGCCAUCAUGCACAACCUGUACCUGCGCUAUAAACAGAAGUACAUCUAUACGUACAUCGGUUCCAUCCUGGCAGCAGUCAACCCUUACCAGCCGCUCCCUGGCCUGUAUGACCGACCCGCUGUGGAGAUGUACAGUCAGCACCACCUCGGUGAAAUCUCCCCGCACAUCUUUGCCAUCGCCAAUGAGUGCUACCGCUCGCUGUGGAAGAGGCUGCAGAACCAGUGUGUCCUGAUCAGUGGAGAGAGCGGCGCUGGUAAAACAGAAAGCACCAAACUGAUCCUGAAGUUCCUGUCAGCAAUGAGCCAACACUCGCUGGAAGUAUCAUCCCGAGACAAGACGUCACAUGUGGAGGAGGCACUGCUGGAGAGCAGUCCCAUCAUGGAGGCCUUUGGGAACGCCAAGACUGUGUACAACAACAACUCCAGCCGAUUUGGGAAGUUCGUCCAGCUGCAUGUCAGCCAGAAAGGCAACAUCCAGGGAGGCAAAAUUGUCGACUACCUCUUAGAAAAGAACCGAGUGGUCAGGCAGAACCCAGGGGAGAGAAACUACCACAUUUUCUACGCCAUAUUAGCAGGAACCAACAACCAGCAGAGAGAGGCGUUCGGGUUGACCCAUCCUGACAGCUAUCACUACCUGAGACAGUCCAGCUGCCAGGAUGACAAAACAAUCAACGACAAGGGCACUUUUCAGGAUGUUCUGAACGCCAUGCGAACGAUGCAAUUUACAGAGGAAAACAUCAACGAGAUCCUGCGCCUCCUGGCUGGGAUCCUCCACACAGGAAACAUUGAGUUCGUGACGGCCGGAGGGGCUCAGAUUUCCUCCAAAUCAGCACUCAGCUGGACAUCUGAACUCUUGGGGCUGAACUCGGAUCAGGUUGCCGAGGUCCUGACGCACCGGUCCAUGAUCCUCAGGGGCGAGGAGAUCUCCACACCACUAACUGUGGAACAGGCCGUGGACUCUCGAGACUCCAUGGCCAUGGCACUUUAUUCUCAGUGUUUCAACUGGAUCAUUCGCAAACUCAACACCCGCAUCAAGGGCAAAGAAGACUUCAAGUCAGUCAGCAUCCUGGACAUCUUUGGAUUUGAGAACUUUGAGGUCAACCGCUUUGAGCAGUUCAACAUCAACUAUGCAAAUGAGAAGCUUCAGGAAUAUUUUAACAAGCACAUUUUCUCCCUGGAGCAACUUGAAUACAAUAAAGAAGGCCUGGUUUGGGUUGACAUCGACUGGAUGGAUAAUGGAGAAUGUUUGGAUUUGAUUGAGAAGAAACUGGGUCUUCUGGCACUGAUGAAUGAGGAGAGUCACUUCCCCAAAGCCACAGACGACACCUUGCUGGAGAAACUCCACAGCCAGCACUCAAAAAACCCUUUCUAUGUGAAGCCACGUGUUGCUGUGCACUACUUUGGAGUCAAACACUAUGCAGGAGAGGUGGUGUAUGACGUGAGGGGGAUGCUGGAGAAGAACAGAGACACCUUCAGAGACGACAUCCUGAACAUGCUGAGGGAGAGCAGGUUGGACUUUGUCUACGAUCUGUUUGAACACGUCCUGAGCCGGAACAAACAGGACACUCUGAAGAGCAGCAUCAAACACAGACGGCCCACAGUCAGCACCCAGUUUAAGGACUCUUUGCACUCCUUGAUGGCCACGCUCAGCACUUCCAACCCAUAUUUUAUCCGGUGCAUCAAACCAAAUACACACAAGAUGCCUGAUCAUUUUGACCAGACGGUGGUUCUGAACCAGCUCAGGUAUUCCGGCAUGUUGGAAACAGUCAAGAUUCGACGCACCGGCUUCCCUGUCCGGAGAACUAUUCAGGACUUCUGCUCGAGGUACAAGGUGCUGAUGCGUGGUUUGUUGAAUUCAGAAGACCCCAGAGGGUGCUGCGUCCAGCUGCUCUGCCAAUAUGACAGCAGCAGUGCAGAGUGGCAGCUGGGCAAGACCAAGGUCUUCCUUCGGGAGUCUCUGGAGCAUCGCCUGGAGAAGCAGAGGGAGGUGGAGGUGCUGAAAGCAGCCAUGAUCAUUCAGGCCUAUGUCACAGGCUACAUGGCCAGGAAGCAGUACAAGAAGCUGCUGCGGUGUAUUGUGGUCAUCCAGAAGAACUACCGGGCUUUCUACUGGAGGAGGAAGUUCUUGCUCCUCCGCUGGGCAGCGCUCACCUUCCAGAAGUGUCUGCGAGGGCAGCUGGCUCGUCAGACCUGCAGCCGGAUGCUGGAGGAGAGGAGGAAGAAGGAGGAGGAGGAGCGCCGCAGGUGGAUGGAGGAGAUGGAGAGGGAGAGACAGAGGCUGGAGGCCGAGAGACUCACCAGAGAGGCUGAGGAAGCCAGAACACUGGAGGAGCUGCGUCGUGCUGAGGAGCUGGCCUCGCUGGUUUUGACAGAGUCUCAAAAUGCAGCAGCAGCUGCAGCAUCACCAGAUGCCCUGGAGGAGCUGGAGUCAGCAGAAACCUUUGUGGAGGCAUCAGCAGAGGAAGAGGAGGCAAUACGUCCGCACGAGGCAUCACAAGUGGAGGAAAUUCUUCGACUAGAGCGGGAGAUCCAGGUGCUGCAGAGACAGAAGGAGCGCCAGGAGCUCUCUUUGACUGAAGCCUCGCUGAACCGCCUGCAGCAGCUUCGCGAUCAGGAACUCCGGCGGCUGGAGGAUGAAGCCUGUAAGGCAGCGCAGCAGUUCCUGGACUCCCUGAACUUUGAUGAGAUUGACGAGUGUGUGAGGAACAUUGAGAGCUCCUUGGGCGUGGGUGAAGAAGAUGAGAAGAAGGAGGAUGACCAGAGGAGGGGUAACGAGGAAGAAGAGGUUGAUGAAGGGUUCGGUGCUGAUGAUGAUGCCUUCAAAGACUCACCAAACCCAAGCGAGCACGGCCACUCGGACGGCCAGCGGACGAGCGGUAUCCGAACGAGCGAUGACUCGUCCGAAGAAGACCCGUACGCCAACGAUGCUGUGAUUCCGUCACUGCCACCGACCACUGUGCUUCACCACUCUUUGCCAGCGAUGCCUUCGGCCUGCCAUAGCGCAUCAUCCAGCGGGGAUUCGGCUUACUGCCACCCCCAGGCUUCAUCUGAGGCUCAAUCUGAUGAGCUGGUAGAGCUGAUACCUCCAGAUGAGGAUUCAGACUACGAUCAGGAUGACUACGAUGAAGGUGCCAUCGUGUCUAGUGGCAGCAUGGCUUUCUCCAACCCUCGCAGUGGACAGUGGUCUCCGGAUUACCGCGGAUCUGUUGGCACCUACAACAGCUCAGGGGCUUACCGCUUUAGCUCAGAGGGGGCUCAGUCCUCGUUUGAGGACAGCGAGGACGACUUUGAGAGGUUCGACACAGACGACGAGUUGUCUUAUCGCCGGGACUCUGUCUACAGCUGUGUCACGCUGCCGUACUUCCACAGCUUCCUCUACAUCAAAGGUGGUCUGAUGAACACGUGGAAGCGGCGUUGGUGUGUUCUGAAGGACGAGACUUUCCUGUGGUUCAGAACUAAGCAGGAGGCUCUGAAGCAAGGCUGGCUGCACAAGAAGGGCGGGGGCUCGUCCACGCUCUCCCGACGCAACUGGAAGCGGCGCUGGUUCGUGCUGCGUCAGAGCAAACUCAUGUACUUUGAGAACGACGGAGAGGAGAAGAUGAAGGGGGUGCUGGACAUGCACAACGCCAAAGAAAUCAUUGAUAACACCGGUAAGGAGAAUGGAAUCGACAUAGUGAUGCCAGAGAGAACUUAUCAUCUGAUUGCCGAGUCUGCUGAGGAUGCAAGUCAGUGGUUCAGCGUGCUGAGUCAGGUCCACGGCUCCACAGAGCAGGAGAUCAGAGAAAUGCACGAUGAGCAGGCCAAUCCCCAGAAUGCUGUGGGAACGCUGGAUGUGGGGAUGAUCGAUUCAGUGUGUGCUUCAGAUAAUCCAGAGAGGCCGAACUCCUUCGUCAUGAUCACUGCGAACCGAGUGCUGCACUGCAAUGCUGACACGCCUGAGGAGAUGCACCACUGGAUCACUCUGCUGCAGCGCUCCAAAGGAGACACCCGAGUCGAUGGACAGGAGUUCAUCAUCCGAGGCUGGCUGCACAAAGAGAUGAAGAACAGCACCAAAGCUUCGCUGAAGCUGAAGAAGCGCUGGUUCCUGCUUACCCACAAUUCCCUGGACUACUAUAAGAGCUCAGAGCGUAAUGCCCUCAAGCUGGGAACGCUGGUGCUGAACAGCCUCUGCUCAGUGGUUCAGCCAGAUGAGAAGGUCUUCAAAGAGACUGGAUACUGGAACGUGAUCGUGUACGGCCGUAAACACUCGUACCGUCUCUACUGCAAGCUGCUGACUGAAGCCACACGCUGGGCCAACUCCGUCCAAAAUGUCAUAGAUACCAAAGCUCCCAUCGACACACCCACCCAGCAGCUCAUCCAGGACAUCAAGGAGAACUGUCUGAACUUGGAGGUCGUUGAGCAGAUCUACAAGAGGAACCCGAUCCUUCGCUACAGUCAUCACCCUCUGCAUUCCCCGCUGCUGCCACUGCCCUACGGGGACAUUCAUCUCACCACUCCAAGAAGCAGAAGCUACACAACCCUGCAGGAUGAAGCCCUCAAGGUGUUCAGCUCGCUGCAGCAUUUGGAGGGCGUGGCUGACCCCGUGCCCAUCAUUCAGGGCAUCCUGCAGACGGGCCAGGAGCUCAAACCACUGCGAGAUGAGCUCUACUGCCAGCUCAUCAAGCAGACCACACGGCCGCCACAGCCCGGCAGCCCUGGGAACCUGUGCAACUGGAAGAUCCUCGCCUGCAUGUCCUGCACAUUUGUCCCGACAAGGAGCAUCCUUAGAUACCUCAAGUUCCACCUGAAGAGGACUCGCGAGCUGUUUCCCGGCUCUGAGAUGGAUCGUUAUGCUGCCUUCGCCGCUGACUCAUUGAGGAAGACUCGAGCCAGAGAGAACGUGCCGUCUCAGGAGGAGAUCCGCUGCAUCGUGGCCCGACAGGACAUGAGCACCACCGUUCACUGCCACGGAGGAGGGUCCUGCAAGAUAACCAUCAACUCGCACACCACCGCAGGAGAGGUGGUGGAGAAACUGAUCCGCGGUCUGGCCAUGGAGGACAGCAGGAAUAUGUUUGCCCUGUUUGAACACAACGACACCACAGAGAAAGCCAUCGAGAGCCGCACUGUGGUGGCUGACGUGCUCGCCAAGUUUGAAAAGCUUUCAGCAAGCCCAGACGAAGGCAGCACUGGAUGGAAGUUUUACUUCAAACUCUACUGCUUCUUAGACACGGACAACGUUCCCAAAGACAGCGUGGAGUUUGCUUUUAUGUUCGAGCAGGCCCAUGAAGCUGUGAUUCGUGGUCAAUACCCGGCCCCUGAGGAGACUCUUCAGUUUCUGGCUGCUCUGAGACUUCAGUACCUUCUGGGUGAUCACAACUCCCAGUCCACCAUCCCUGAAAUGUCCCAGGUGUUCCCCAUGUCUCGACUGCGGGCCCGGGUGCAGAACUCUGCCAAGACAUUCGCUCCGGGGACCGGCUCGGUGGCCGACCGCUCAGGCACGGCGGAGAGGAAACGCUCGAGUUUCCUGGAGGGGACACUGAGGCGGAGUUUCAGGAGCAGCUCGCUGAGUCGGCAGAAGCUUGAAGAAGAGAACAGCCUGGAGGCCUGGAUGAGGGAGGAGGCGGCGGCCGUGAGAACCAGCGUGAUGGACAAGUGGAAGAAGCUGCAGGGGAUGAACCAGGAACAGGCAAUGGUCAAAUACAUGGCGUUGGUGAAGGAGUGGCAGGGAUACGGAUCCACUUUGUUCAACGUCGAGUGCCGGGAUGGCAUGUUCCCCUCCGAUCUCUGGUUGGGUGUGAGCCGGGAGGCCAUAUCAGUGUACAAGCGAGGGGAGCCGUGGCCUCUGGAGGUGUUCCCGUAUGAACAGAUACUCUCUUUCGGAGCUCCGUUAUCCAACACCUACAAAAUCACUGUGGAAGGCCGAGAGCUGGUGUUUGAAACCCAAAUGGUGAUGGACAUCGCCAAGCUGAUGAAGGCCUACAUCAGCAUGAUCGUCAAGAAGCGCUACAGCAACUGUCAGUCCGUCAGCAGCCACGGCAGCCACUGUAGCACCUGGUGAACUCCGCCCUUUCACCCUCUGCCUCGCAGCCACAUGCAGGAGUGCAGCCAGGGGGCCGAGCGUGGCCGGUGCCGGCCAUGCAUGGACGCCCAUCCUCUGCACUCUGGAGAGAGCAGCUCGUACAUUUCAUGUCAGACUGACUCUGAAUGCUGGAGGAAAAAAAGUAAAAAAAAACAAUAUGCUCUUAAUGUAAACUAGCUCAACUUAUCUUGACCUGGUUUCUUUUAGAAACAGUACACAUCCACUCCUUAUUCAUCACGAUAAAAUGUAGGCACAGGGCUGUGGGUAGUUCUGUAGCAAACAUGGUGGAAAGUUAUCCAUAAAACUCAAGAAAACAGAAUGAAGUCCAAAAGUUGACUGAGAAAGCAACAUGAGAAUGCUUCUUGUUAUCUAAAUCAACAGAUAUGUGAUAACGAGCAGGGACCAAACUGCGGGCAGCUUCUAAUUGGUUUCCCUCAAAGCCUGCCAGCUGUCAGUGUUAUUUUAUUUUUUUAUUUAAGGUCCUUUAGGGCUUAAGAUCAAUUGCUCCUAUAAAUUCCACAAGUUAAUUACUAUUUUUCAUAAAGUGAUAAAAUGCUUGAAGGACUAUCAUCCUUGUCACAUUCACCUCUGUUCAGCCAACAUAAUAUGAAGUUUUUGUUUUAAAGAUGGAAGUUGUGUACAAUCUUCACUUUCUUAAAUAAGCUAACAAGUGCACAUUUUUGCCCCACAUUAAAGUAAGGCGGACUUCUAGCUAAGCUUCCUAAACUGACUAGAGAAAACAGAACAAAGGAUCAGUUUAAUCUGUUAAUCCCAAGGCGUACAAAGUGUACCAUGACAGACGUUCGCCCCCAGACUCUGAUUACAAACCACAGUCUCUUAGACCAAAGAAAACUAGGUGGUGGUUAAACACAAUCAUAUUUUUAUAUUAGUCUUCAUGAAGUCAGAUGCAGCUUCUAAAAGGUGGAUGUGUCUUGUUUUGAAAAGAAACAGAUAAUUUUCUGUCUGAUGGUAAACCUCUGAGGCCCUACAGGGACUGUUUUUGCAGAAGGGGUCGAUUUCUCACGGAGGUUGGUAAGCGUGUGUGUGUGUGUGUGUGUGUGUGUGUGUGUGCGAGGA
This is a messenger RNA of Pundamilia nyererei, 7808 nucleotides long. It is a transcript of the gene myo10, whose product is annotated as myosin X. Gene Ontology annotation, molecular function: ATP binding; phosphatidylinositol-3,4,5-trisphosphate binding; plus-end directed microfilament motor activity. The transcript has 41 exons. Lineage: Eukaryota; Metazoa; Chordata; Actinopteri; Cichliformes; Cichlidae. Bases 444 to 6710 code for a protein of 2088 amino acids. Gene Ontology annotation, cellular component: myosin complex; filopodium; cytoskeleton. The record is from RefSeq and is a predicted model, not a curated record. Gene Ontology annotation, biological process: cytoskeleton-dependent intracellular transport; regulation of cell shape; regulation of filopodium assembly.